AAAAGCUUAAGAGUGUUGGUCGUGAAAGAAUGGAAGGAAAGAUGAAGAUAGGACCAGUAGGGAAGCAUGAUGCUAGAAGCACAACAAUUGUAAAUUGGGACGAAGGAGGUCACAAUGGAAUCCUCUCUCAAAUCUUUUUAUCUCAUGGUAUCGGAGGUAUCAUGUCUAUUCAGUUCCAGUCCGUAAUAGAUGGGAAGUUUGUUUUAUCCGACCGCCACGGUCCAUGUCUGGGCAACAUGUUUGACGUACAGAUAGAGCUGAACUAUCCGCACGAGUACAUAACUGGAAUAAGCGGAGAGUAUUACAAAUACGAAGCUAGCAAUCCUCACAUACGGUCUCUCAAAUUCACUACCAACACUAGUGAGUACGGUCCUUUUGGUACCUCCGGUUCCAGCUACGAAAAAUUCUCGUUUAAACUCGGAAAAUCUCCUCAGUUUGGUGGUUUCCAUGGGACUUACGAUGCAUCCGGACUACAGUACAUCGGUGUUUACCUCAGGCCUAAGACAGUUCAACCCAAAUCCGAUAAAAUCAAUGCAGAAGAAAUGGAGUCAAAAAUUGCCUUGCGCUAAUAAUAUUUGUUUAGUAAAUGUUCUUUAUGUACAAUAAUCAAAUCUAUACAUGUAUACGUAUGUAAAUGUUCAUUAUGUACAAUAAUCAAAUCUAUACAUCUAUACAUGUA
This is a messenger RNA of Eruca vesicaria subsp. sativa (arugula), 679 nucleotides long. Lineage: Eukaryota; Viridiplantae; Streptophyta; Magnoliopsida; Brassicales; Brassicaceae. The record is from the annotation of a GenBank genome assembly.